AGUUGCACUCGGGUUGAUAAUGGUUUGUUACAAUGUGAUGAACCUCGCAAUCACCUGGGCGCUUCACGACAACGAUACUCGAUGCAAGCAGAUUCGGAUGGAGACGGGACAACGGAUGGAAUUGAUUAUGCUAUACCGUGUGUGUAGUUCUAUCGACUCGUUCAACUUUCCCAUGGAUAAAAGUUGUCACGGCGAACCUAUUUGGUCCUCGCAUUGGACUAGCCACCGCAGUAAUUCUGGUGGGCAUGAUAACCGCGCGGAUGGCGCUAGGGAGGAUCAUAGUUGUUCUUGGACCUAUCAACCGGAUUUUGCUCACUAUAGAGGACAAUGGUGGGAUCGAGAGCAGCAUGGAGAUAAUUCAUCAUGGGUUUGGAGUCGAGGAGACGCUCCUUCUUGGAACUACGAUGACUGGUACUCAGUCGAGAACGGCGCUGACGAAUGGGCUUGGCAUGGUGAUGGAUGGUCGUGGUCGAAUGGAUUAAGUGGCAAUGCGGAAGAUUAUUCGUGGUACGAUGAUUGGAGUGGAUGGUCCUGGAAGGAAUGGGACGAGUCGAACACAAUGGGUGCUCGUGAUUAUGAUAUUUCGGCUCGAGAUUCCGGAGCUCAAGCAUCUGCACCUGCGAACAUACAGGUCAACGUCGGAGGGAGGUUGCCGCCUAGCAACUGGCGGGGCAACUGGAGCUACAUCGGAUCGCUGAAGCUACAAGAGGAGGAACUGAAUGGAACUGAGUCACUCAACCGGGUCAACGAUUUGGCUGAUCGAAUCGCGGGGUCUAUGGGAGAUUGUAGUAAUCUUCGAGUUGAGAAUACUCGAAAAACGGGCGCUGAUGUUACUAUGAAGAGCCUGGAGUGUCGAGAUCAUGAUAAUUGUGGUGUCCGAUUGCGCGCUGUCAUCGACUCCAUUGACUCGGAGGUUCUGAUUUUCCGCAACGAUAAAUCACAUUCCGAAGUCGCUCGAGGUUCCGCCCUGAGUCGUUUUUCGACCAUAAAAUUAGCUGCUGAUGUUCGUGCUAAGAUCAAGUUGGCUGUUCGUGCCAAUCGAAAUACUACGGCAGGAGAUUUGUAUGCCAAAUUCGUGGCCCCGCAUCCAAUCAAUUAUCCGAGUGGUGAAGACGAGAGUGCUCGGGAGUAUCGGAGGCGAUUGAAGAAGCAUGUAGGCCACAUUAAGAAGGGAGAGAUUAGACAGAUGAGGCAGGAGGGUUUCGAGAGUGUGGAGGAGUUCUCACGAACAACUGCACAGCGGCAUUCGUGGGCCGAAACUGAUUGGGCCAAAUGCUUACAGCUAUUGCAGGAUGGGAGCAGUCUGAAGCCAGGCAUGGUGCACAUUGGGAGCAUGAUUGGGUCUGAGCAUUAUUGUAUUGCCGUGUGCCCUACAGCUGGUAUUGAGAGUCUCUAUCAUUAUGCUAAGGCGGCUGCAAAGGAGAAAUCUGCCAUUACAAUCUAUUGUGAUGGUCAGCCUAGCGUUGUAAGAGGUAAUGACUCAACCACAUAUACUAUUGGAGUCUCCAAGGUGAGCUUGACGACUGGUGCAAGAGGUGAUCAGCCAUUCAGAACGAGCCUAUGCCCUGUUUUAUUCUGUCUGCUCGAUUCCGAGAACAAAGUUGCGCUGGGAAGUGCGUUUGGCUGCUUCAAAAACUUGCUUCAGAGGAUUGUGGCUGAUUUGGAUAUCAAAAUAGGUGGUGCCGUGGUGGAUGCCGAUGUCGCUGCUGUACAAGCGCUUCGCGAUACUUUCGGCAACAUAAUGGUACACCGUUGCAGGUGGCACAGAGAGCAAUCCAUUGCGAAGGCAGAUAAGCUAACUGCUGUUGAUAGAGCUCAAGCAAAAUCGAUCGGUGAAAUGCUGGAGCGCUCUGGUGAUCCAAUGGUUCAUAAGGGUAUCCUAAAGUGUGCAUUAGCUGACACGAAGACUUUCUCAACGAGGCUGCGCAAGUAUCUACAGACCUCAUCAGAAGAGCGCUUCGGCACAUGUUAUCUUUCACCUGUAUGGUACGAUGAUGUCCGACAGCCACACUUAUUGACGAUGUCACUCGAUAAUAACAUCAGUGAAUCAUUCAAUGCUGUCGUUAAGCGCAAGCUAGGACGCCGAAUGGCUUCUGGAUACGAGGUAUAUACCCACUUUCUUGAGAUAUCGACAAUACUCGAUGCGUACUUGGAACGAGGAACCUUCACUAAGUACGACACUGUCAGGCUUACCCUGCUUGAUAGCAGUAUCUCUCGGGCUUCGACUCGCUUACCCACUUCAUCGAUACGAGUCUCUGAAGAAAUGUAUCUAGUGGCCUCGGCUGGUCGGGCCCAGCAGAAACUUAUGAGCACUGACAUUGAGAAGUUCCACAGUCUGGAUCAUUUGCUAUUGAGAGACUGGGAUACAUCAGUUCUAUCUCUCUACUCUGUGAGAUGGUUAUGCGAGCAAUGGGUGUGCCAGUGUAUGGCUUAUUGCCAAAGCGGGCAGUGUCAUCACGUUGCAAUGAUUGUGGAGACUAUUAGAGGUGCAAGCAACUCUCAACAGUGCUCAGCAGUCUUUGGACGCCAUGCAGUCACACACAACACGUCUUCACUGCUACAUGGCAGUUCACCAUCGCAACAGAUGGAUGCAUCAUCAAGAAGCUCUACCAAUGCGGUACAACCUCCAAUCGGUAAGCGUAGGAUAGCAGAUGGUGUUCUACGCAAGAAUGGACGACCGCAGUAUUGGGGUCCUGCGCUGAAAAAAAAUAAGACGGAUACAAUGCCAAUCAAGCCCAUAGAUCUCGAUUCUCUCCCUCCCCAUAUCGCUGCAACUGUGCGUGAUAAUAUAUAUGAAUCUCACGACUAGAAUCUAGCAUCUAGUCACUACACUAGUUGAACUUAUUCCUGCUCUCAGUCAACUAUUAUUUUGUAGUAGCGUAGUUCAUAAUUUUCUCAUCGAGUAGUCUCCUUUCCUCAACC
Molecule: messenger RNA, 2922 nt
Organism: Perkinsus marinus ATCC 50983
Lineage: Eukaryota; Perkinsozoa; Perkinsida; Perkinsidae
Exons: 6
Coding region: 20-2809 (929 amino acids)
Molecular function (GO): zinc ion binding
Source: RefSeq, a predicted model, not a curated record